Molecule: messenger RNA, 4050 nt
Organism: Theobroma cacao (cacao)
Lineage: Eukaryota; Viridiplantae; Streptophyta; Magnoliopsida; Malvales; Malvaceae
Source: RefSeq, a predicted model, not a curated record
UUUAGUUAAAAUUAAAAAAAAAAAUCCCAGACACAUUGAUCUGAUAUGGCUUCUCUCAAUACCUCCAUAAUUUUCAUGCUUCUAUUCACAUUGCUUAGCUACAGCAGCGAAGCAGCACCAACAUACAGCUCUCAUGCCUGUGAUAAUGCCACUACUUUCACGCCCAACAGCACCUACCAAGCCAAUAUGAAGACGCUUUUAUCCUCUCUUUCUUCAAAUACCAGCAGCAGUAAGAACGGAUUUUACAACACCACAGCAGGGCAGGACCCCAAUUUGGUCUACGGAACUUUUCUUUGCCGGGGAGAUGUUUCAGCUAAUCUCUGUCAAGACUGCGUCGCCAGUGCGAGCAACGACAUAGCUCAACGCUGUCUAACGGAAAAAGUGGGUGUGAUUUGGUACGAUGAGUGUACUGUGCGGUACUCUGAUCAAAACAUUUUCUCCAUCAUUCGUGAGGUACCGGGGGUGGAUAAAAGCAGUUCAGCAAGCAUCACGAACAAAGAUCGUUUUAAUCAGUUAUUGUCAAACGUAAUGACAAGCUUAGAGAACCGAGCUGCGUAUGAGGACCAAUCGGGCAAAAGAUUUGCAGCUGGUGAAGCGAAUUUUACUAGCUCCCAAAAACUGUACAGCCUAGUGCAGUGCACCCCGGAUUUAACCGAUGCACUUUGCUUCAGAUGCCUCCAGAGUGCCAUUGCUACUAUUCCAACAUGCUGUGAUGGGAAACAAGGUGCAAGAGUUUUGCUUCCAAGCUGUAAUAUCAGAUAUGAAAUGUUUCCUUUCUACCAACUCAAUGGCACCACAUCACUGGUUCCUUCACCUUCCUCACCAAACUCAACUAAAGGAAAAAGAAAGAUCUCUUCACCAAUUAUCAUCGCCAUUGUUGCUCCAAUAGUUAUCAGUUUGGUGCUUUUGGCGUUAGCCCUGUUUUUGCUGAGAAGGAGGGCAAGCAAGAAAUACGAUUCAUUACCUGAAGAAAAUGUUUCAGAAGAAAUCACAACUUCAGAAUCCUUGAAAUUUAAUUUGGCCACAAUUGAAGCUGCGACGAACAAUUUCUCUUCGGAUAACAAGAUAGGUGAAGGUGGAUUUGGCGAGGUCUACAAGGGUAAACUAUGUAAUGGACAAGAAGUAGCCGUAAAGAGGUUAUCUAAGAGCUCUAUCCAAGGAGCGGAACAAUUCAAGAAUGAGGUGGUACUGUUAGCGAAGCUACAACACAGAAAUCUUGUGAGGCUGCUGGGAUUUUGCUUGGAUGGACAAGAAAAGCUACUCAUUUAUGAAUAUGUGCCAAACAAAAGCCUUGACUACUUUCUAUUUGACCCUGAAAAACAAGGAAAUUUGGACUGGUCAAGACGUUACAAAAUUAUUGGAGGGAUUGCUAGAGGACUUAUUUAUCUUCAUGAAGAUUCUCGACUAAGAAUCAUCCAUCGUGAUCUCAAAGCUAGCAAUGUGUUGUUGGAUGAGGAUAUGAAUGCAAAAAUUUCAGAUUUUGGCACUGCAAGGAUUUUUGGUGUGGAUCAAACUCAGGCGAACACAAGAAAAAUUGUUGGAACAUUUGGCUAUAUGUCUCCAGAGUAUGCAAUGCAUGGAAAGUUCUCUAUGAAGUCAGAUGUUUUUAGCUUUGGGGUCUUAAUACUAGAAAUUAUAAGCGGCAGAAAGAAUAGUUCGUUUUAUCAAUCAGAUGGUGCUGACAACCUCCUAAGCUAUUCUUGGAAGCAUUGGACAAAUGGAACUCCCUUGGAAUUGUUGGAUUCCAAUUUAAGAGCAAACUGUUCAAGAAAUGAAGUUGUUAGAUGUAUCCACAUAGGCCUGUUAUGUGUUCAGGAAGAUCCAGCAAAUAGGCCUACAAUGACAAGAGUAGGUCUUAUGCUUGACAGUUACUCUGUUUCUUUACCGUUACCUCAGAAACCAGCAUUUUUCCUUCGUUCCAGAAAUGAGUUGAGUCCACAAGGAAAGGGGCUGAAAUCAUCUGAUCAAUCUUCUAGUAAAUCAACCACACUGUCUAUCAAUGAAGUGUCGGUUACUGAAUUAGAGCCUCAGGAGAUUGGAUCAGGCUUGAUGCCUUCCUUCAAGCUUUCCUUUGUGCUUGUGUUUCUCUCCAUCUUUUGCCCCACAGCUGAAGCCGAGCCAACUUUCUUGUACCAUAUCUGUUAUGACAAUGGCACAAGCUUGGCAAGAAACAGCAUCUAUGAAACCAAUCUCAAUCUCCUCCUCUCUUCUCUCUCCUCCAACGCCAACCGCAGCGAUGGAUUCUACAACGCCUCGGUGGGGCAGCAGGCCCCUGACAAGAUCUACGGUCUCUUUCUUUGUCGAGGUGAUGUUACCUCAGAUAUUUGCCAAAACUGCGUCACCGCUGCGGCCCAAAAUGCCACUCGUCUUUGUUCUUUCGUAAGAAGUUCUGUGAUUUGGUACGACAAGUGCAUGCUGCGUUACUCGAAUGCAUCUUUCUUUUCCACCAUGGACAACAGGCCUAGCGUGGUCAUAUGGAAUAACAAGACUGUCACGGAAGAAGAAGACUUCAUCGACGUAGUGGCAUCGCUGGUGAAAGACGUGGCAAGCAAGGCAGCAGACGCUCCGAUGGGUGCCAAAAAGUUUGCAACGAAAGAGGCAAAUCUUAAUGGGUCUCAAACGCUGUACAGCCUUGCACAGUGCACGCCAGAUCUUUCCGAUGUCGAUUGCGACUUGUGCCUUCAGAGUGCACUUACGGAGUUCUCAGAUUGUUGUCGUGAAAAACAGGAAGCAACCCAAGCUAGUUCAUUGAUGCCUAGCUGCAAUGUUCAAUAUGGAUUAUCCCCAUUGUAUAACGAAACUGCAGGGGAAGCGCCGGGGUCUGAGCCAUCCCCUCUACGGCCAAAAAAUUCAGGCAAAAGGAAGAUCUCGUCACAGAGACUUAUUUACAUUAUUGUUCCAACGGUUGGUUUCUUGGUGGCCUUCUCCACUUUUUGUUGCUACAUUCUAAGAAGGAAAGCAAGGAAGAAAUUAUAUGCGCUAAAGGACCAAAAUGAUAAAAGCAAAGCUAGAACCAAGCAAUCUUUGCAAUUUGAUCUGAGUACAAUUGAAGCAGCUACAAACAACUUCUCUGAUGCUAACAAGAUUGGUAUGGGUGGAUUUGGCAGUGUGUAUAAGGGUGUACUUGCAAAUGGUCAAGAAAUAGCAGUGAAGAGGCUAUCAAAAAGUUCUAAACAAGGUGCAGAACAAUUCAAGAAUGAGGUUGUAUUGGUGGCCAAACUUCAGCACCGGAAUCUCGUGAGGCUGUUAGGAUUUUGUGCAGAAGGAGAAGAGAGGAUGCUCCUCUAUGAAUUUGUGCCCAACAAAAGCCUGGACUACUUCCUAUUUGAUCCUGAAAAGCAAAAACAAUUGGAUUGGUCAAGACGUCUCAAGAUAAUCAAAGGAAUUGCUCGGGGGCUUUUGUAUCUUCAUACAGAUUCAAGGCUCAAGAUUGUGCAUCGUGAUCUCAAACCUAGUAAUAUCUUGUUGGAUGAGGAUAUGAAUCCCAAAAUAUCAGAUUUUGGCAUGGCAAGAAUUGUUGAAGAAAAUCAAAACCUUGAACAAACCAAGAAGAUUGUUGGUACAUAUGGUUACAUAUCUCCAGAAUACGCACUGCAUGGACUAUUCUCUUUCAAAUCCGAUGUGUAUAGCUUCGGCGUCUUGACACUGGAAAUCGUACAUGGCAAAACAAACACUAGUUUCUUUAACUCUGAACGUGCGGAGAACCUUCUCAGCCAUGCUUGGAGGUGGUGGAAGCAGAGGACGCCGCUGGAGAUGAUGGAUCCAACCUUAAGAGAUUCUUACGUGAGUGAUGAAGUAAUUAGGUGCAUUCAGGUUGGCUUGCUAUGUGUCCAACAAAAUCCAAAUGCAAGGCCAAUGAUGGCAAAGAUUGUUUCCAUGCUUAGCAGCUCCGCCGUUUCUGUACCACCACCACAACAACCAGCAUUCUUUUUUGGUCCCCAGACAGCAGGAAGCACCUCGAUUGUGGAGCUGGGGUUUGAUCAACCAACAAGCAAGUCAAAAUGCUCAUCAAUAAACGAAGCAUCCAUCACCGAAUUUUACCCUCGAUAA